CUCGCAAACCGUGGAUUUGCACAAAUCGAACCCAUCGCGGUUAAUUUGAAUUCUGCGCGCCGCAGAAAGAUCAGUUGUUCAGCAGGUGCCCAUGUGUUCGGAAGUGGGACAAUUUCUGCUGCGUGAAGUAUUGCUCUCCAGUGACAGGGUUUUAGAAUAACUUAGUGAAAAUACAGUUUAGUGUUUUUGUUUCUUUUUGUAACACAAGUGAAAUGGAGAACCAAUCUUAUAUCGGAGACAUCGAUGGUUCGGCUAAGACCAAAACCACACUGCCAAAAAACUACAAUGUAUCGGAUGCAAAGAUAGCAACACUCGAAAAUGGCACCCCGAAUAAUUCCCUACCAGUUCGUGACAAAUGGGGCAAAGACGUUGAGUUUAUGCUUUCCUGCAUCGCCUAUUCGGUCGGAUUUGGAAACGUCUGGAAGUUUCCCUACACAGCGCUCAAAAAUGGCGGUGGCGCGUUCCUGAUACCCUACCUGGUGGUAUUAUUUCUCGUGGGACGACCGAUCUACUAUCUGGAAAUGGUAAUGGGCCAAUUCUCCAGCCGGGGGUGUGUGAAGAUCUACGACAUGAGUCCUGCGAUGAGAGGAAUCGGCAUCGGACAAACCAUUGCCAUGUUCAUCGUGAUGACAUACUAUACACCGGUACUGGCCAUCACAUUCCGCUAUCUGGUGGCUUCGUUCAGUGCGGUGCUGCCGUGGGCCAAAUGUGAUCCAUCCUGGGCCAAUUGUAUCGAUUCGGAUUUCGUUGGAGUGGUUGCGUCCAACUCGAGUGUUCCAGCGAAAGCUUCAGCGGAGCUGUAUUUUCUGAAUUCCGUCAUGCACAAGAACUCAUCUCUGUACGAGGGAAUAGGUACUCCCGACUGGAGGCUCGUUCUCUGUCUGCUGUUUUCAUGGCUGUGCGUAGCGACCAUCCUCAUCAAGGGCAUCAGAAGCUCUGGAAAGGCGUCGUAUUUUCUAGCGAUUUUCCCCUACGUGAUCAUCAUUAUCCUUUUGGUGCACGCUUGCACGCUGAAGGGAGCCAUGAAUGGAAUUCUCUAUUUUCUCACGCCCCAGUGGGACCAACUAAUGAACGUUACGGUGUGGUAUGAAGCCGUUACGCAGUGCUUCUUCUCGCUAUCUGUUUGUUUCGGCGGUAUUAUUGCUUACUCUUCGUUCAACAAUUUCUCCAACAAUGUUUACAGGGACGCCAUGAUCAUCUCCUGGCUCGACACCUUCACCUCCAUCAUCGCCGGCUGUAUCGUGUUCGGGGUGAUCGGAAACUUGGCGUACGUCACCGAGCAGGAGGACAUCCAACAGGUGGUGAAGAGUGGUGCCGGGCUUACGUUCAUGACCUAUCCGGAUGCCAUCGCGAAGUUUGACCUGCUGCCGCAGCUAUUUUCAGCGCUGUUCUUUCUCAUGCUGUUCAUCGUCGGCCUGGGAAGCAACCUUGGGGUAACGACCAGUAUCGUCACUGCGAUUCGGGAUCAGCGUCCGUGGCUGAAAAAUUGGCAGGUUGUUUCGGUGGUGGCCAGCGCAGGAUUUCUACUCGGGAUGAUGUAUUUGACGCCCGGCGGGUUGGAUUUGUUGGAUAUUUUGGACUACUAUGGAGCCAAGUAUGUGACUCUGACGCUGGCGGUGUUCGAGCUGGUCACACUGGCUUGGAUCUACGGGGUGGAUCGAGUUUGUCGGGAUAUAAAGUUCAUGCUGAACAUCGAUACCAGUCUGUACUGGAGGAUUUGCUGGGGUAUUGUGACCCCACUGGUGACCAUUCUGAUUCUUCUACUGAGCUUCAUCGACUACACAGCUUUUUCGGUACCGAGUGGGUACAACAUUCUGGGUUGGUUCAUCUACAUCGUAGCCGUCCUACAACUACCAAUCUGGGGUUUAUACGCUGCUGCUCGAAUGAGUUCAAAAUCACUCGACUCACUGUUUGCAUCCAUCAAGAAAUCAUUCCGUCCUUUACCGGAGUGGGGCCCGGAAGACGAACAAGUGCUCGCUCGCUACAAAGAAGAGGUCGAAGAGUACAAUGCUACCGUGCCGGAAGAUAGAAAUACCGCAACAUUUAUCAGACGGAAACUGUUCAGCUGAGUCAUCAACAUUUUCUAUUGUAUCCAGAUAGAUGUGAUAAAUUUUAUGUUCAAUGGGAAGUUUUCACAUCCCGGUUAUUAGUUUAUGCUCAUUAGGUUAUAUCCAAUCCAUUCCAUUAAUGUGAAUCAUAAUAUUUAACAAUAUAUUUUAGAAACUAA
Molecule: messenger RNA, 2227 nt
Organism: Toxorhynchites rutilus septentrionalis
Lineage: Eukaryota; Metazoa; Arthropoda; Insecta; Diptera; Culicidae
Product: sodium-dependent nutrient amino acid transporter 1-like
Exons: 7
Coding region: 213-2069 (618 amino acids)
Biological process (GO): sodium ion transmembrane transport
Cellular component (GO): membrane
Molecular function (GO): L-amino acid transmembrane transporter activity
Source: RefSeq, a predicted model, not a curated record